This is a messenger RNA of Lepisosteus oculatus (spotted gar), 1463 nucleotides long. The record is from RefSeq and is a predicted model, not a curated record. NCBI's taxonomy places the organism in Eukaryota, Metazoa, Chordata, Actinopteri, Semionotiformes, Lepisosteidae.
GGGGUGGUGAAGCUGGACCUGAAGACCAAGUCUCAGAGCGGAGUGAUGGAAUUUUCCACCACCGGCUCCACCAACACGGACACAGGGAAGGCUUCUGGGAAUCUGGAGACCAAGUACAAGAUGAAGGACCUGGGUCUGAGCUUCAGCCAGAAGUGGAACACGGACAACACCCUCGCCUCCGAGAUCACGCUGGAGGACCAGCUGGCCAAGGGGUUGAAGUUGACCUUUGACACCUCCUUUGUCCCGAACACAGGCAAGAAGAGCGGCAAGCUGAAGACGGCCUACAAGCGGGACUACGUCAACCUGGGCUGCGACGUCGACUUCGACUUCGCCGGGCCCACGGUCCACGGCGCGGCGGUGAUCGGGUACGAGGGCUGGCUGGCCGGGUACCAGAUGGCUUUCGACACCGCCAAGUCCAAGCUGGUGCAGAACAACUUCGCCCUGGGGUACCGCGCCGGGGACUUCCAGCUGCACACCAACGUGAAUGACGGUACGGAGUUCGGAGGCUCCAUCUACCAGAAAGUGAACGACGAGCUGGAGACGGCCGUGACGCUGGCCUGGACGGCGGGCAGCAAUAACACGCGCUUUGGCAUCGCGGCCAAAUACAAGCUGGACAAGGAUUGCUCUCUGUCUGCCAAAGUGAACAAUGCCAGUCUGAUCGGAGUGGGGUACACACAGAGCCUGCGGCCAGGAGUGAAGCUCACUCUCUCCGCGCUCAUCGAUGGCAAGAACUUCAACGCCGGGGGCCACAAGGUUGGCCUGGGGUUCGAGCUCGAGGCGUAGAGAAGGGAACGGAGGGGACGAGACGGAGACGGAUGGAGAGGAGGCUGGGACCCACCCCCCCCCCCACACUUCCCAGUGCCCCCACCCCUCCUCCUGGAAAGCAAGGACCCCCUUGCACUACCCUGAGCGCACACACAGACACACACACUCCCUGUGCACGGCCCCAGCACACAGAGCUUUGCCCUUUAUGGCCCGACUCACUGGCGGCACUCCGGCCUUAGAACCUGUCCUCCCCAGCUGGGUGUUGGCAUUAUCAAUGAAUGUGAUUAGCACUGUCUCCUGACCCCUGACCCCCAACCCCGACACACCCCCACCCGGUGCUCUCGGCUCUUGGGGAGAGACGGCGCAAGAGCCAGCCCGGAGCAGUGUGUUUACACCCCUAGUGGGCUCAGAGACAGCGACGUCACAGUGGCACCCGAGGGCACUGGGCACCGCGGAGGGCUCCUGUUCACACAGCUGGGCCAGCUCUCCGGCCCCGCUCUCUCUCCAAAACAUCAUCAUCUUCAUCAUCAUUGCGUCCUGGACGGUCCCUCUGCAUGCCGCCACACACCUUACUGUGUCGCUUCAGUACCGGGCCUGACCCGCAACGUACGGUUUGGAAUGGCUGUGUUGUGUUGGGAACUCUGAACCUCAAGUAACAAAAUUUAAAAAAUAUAAAUAAAAAUGCAAAAAAAAAAUCA